GAUGUAUAAAGUAACAGUUAACGAGUUACAACGUUAAGAAAAAGUUAAACUUAAAAUAAAAUAUCAAACAAAAUGGCUUGCAAGGGAUGUGGAACUAACUGCAAAUGCACUUCAAACAAAUGCGGCGAUAACUGUUGCUGUAAUCAGGACUGCCAUUGUGUUUGCAAGAAUGGACCCAAAGAUCAGUGUUGCGCCAAUAAAAAUUAGAAAAGCCAAAAUGUGAUGUACUAUGGAACACAAUUUCAAUAUUAUGAUAAAUUUUAUAAUAUCAUGAUUAAAUCAUUGUUAAUUUAAAUAAAAUCAU
Messenger RNA from Teleopsis dalmanni, 304 nucleotides. Its product is annotated as metallothionein-2. The transcript is spliced from 2 exons. The record is from RefSeq and is a predicted model, not a curated record. Lineage: Eukaryota; Metazoa; Arthropoda; Insecta; Diptera; Diopsidae. Gene Ontology annotation, molecular function: metal ion binding. Bases 73 to 207 code for a protein of 44 amino acids.